Erpetoichthys calabaricus (reedfish) is the source of this 3651-nucleotide messenger RNA. RefSeq names its product eukaryotic translation initiation factor 4E nuclear import factor 1 (gene eif4enif1). Gene Ontology annotation, molecular function: mRNA binding. The record is from RefSeq and is a predicted model, not a curated record. Bases 197 to 3061 code for a protein of 954 amino acids. Gene Ontology annotation, cellular component: cytoplasm; nucleus. The transcript is spliced from 19 exons. NCBI's taxonomy places the organism in Eukaryota, Metazoa, Chordata, Cladistia, Polypteriformes, Polypteridae. Gene Ontology annotation, biological process: negative regulation of translation.
GCGGCUGUUGUAGGUGUCUCUGAUAGCAAACGCCAAGGCCUGUUGUUGCAAGGAGCUAGAGUGAGCGUGCGGCCCGAGCUAGGAAGAAGCCGGCAUGUACAGUGGUACAAAGCUUCUUCACCCGCAGUAUCCGCGGGGAGAGUUCUCUUUGACGGUUUGAACUAUGAAGAUAUUUUUGUUAAUGCCCUGAACAAUCAUGGAAAAAACAGACUAUGCAGAAGAAAGUGAUGAAACACUUGUAGACCUCAUGAAGGCUAUGAGAAAAUCUCCUUACAGAUACACAAAGGAGCAGCUUUUGGAAAUCAGAGAAUGUCCUCCUUCUAAUCAAAGACCAGAUUGUCUUUCUGAAAAAUACAACAGUGAUGGUAUUUGGGAUCCUGAGAAAUGGCAUGCUUCCUUAUAUCCCAGUUCUGAAAGGAGUUCCCCAGUGGAUGGUAUAAAGAAAGAUCUAUCAGAUGAUAGAAUACCUUUAAAACGCAGAAUAGCAGAUCCCCGUGAGCGUGUGAAGGAAGAUGAAAUUGAUGUGGUCCUAAGCCCGCAAAGAAGAAGUUUUGGUGGAGGGUGUCAAGUAAAUGUCCCUCUUGCCUCCAUUACCAGGAGGGCUGUCAGCCCAUUAGAAAACAAAGAGAAUGAAAACACGCGAGUUGGUGGGAGUCGUCGGAUUGGCAGUGGAAGGAUUAUUGCAUCCAGAGUGUUUGAGAGAGAUGUGCGCACAGAGAAGGAUGUACGAGACCGAGAGUCUCAUCCCCGUGAGAGAGAUUACAAGGAUAAGAGAUUUCGGAGAGAUUUUGGUGAUAAAAGAAUUUUUGGUGAAAGACGACGAAAUGAUUCUUACACAGAAGAGGAGCCAGAAUGGUUUUCUGGGGGACCAACCAGUCAGUCAGAAACCAUUGAACUUACUGGCUUUGAUGAUAAGAUUCUUGAAGAGGAUAAGAGAAGAUACAAGCGGUCACGCAAACGGUCAGAGCCGGCAAGAGAAGCAGUUGAAUGCAAUGGGGGAUUGAUAGAAGAAGCUGAAGUGGAAAUAUCUUCUGACACGGCUGCUGAUCAAGAGGUGCCAAAUGCUGUUGAACUUCCAAAGCCAGCUUCGGGAGACUUUGACUUCAAUGAGUUCUUCAACCUGGACAAGACAGUGCCAGGAUUGGCUUCGAUGAUUGAAGAUGUACUUGGUGAAGGUUCUAUUCCAGCAGCAUCGAGUCGUUUUAGCCAAUGGUUUUCACGAACCCAUAGUCCAUCUGCGAGCCGGUCCAGUAGUCUUCGAUCUACCCCACAUGAAGAGCUAGAGCGACUGGCAGGUCUGGAGCAUGUCCAAGAACAUGGACUCACAAAUUAUUUUGCUCCAAUACAUUCCGGAGAAGAAAAAAGGGAAAAGGUGGAUAUUCUUGAAAUGCUGCACAAAGCCAAAGUUGAUUUGAAGCCACUUCUGUCCAGCCUCACAGCUAACAAGGAAAAGCUAAAAGAAAGCACAAAUUUUGGAGUAGUCCUGUCUUUGGAGGAAGUUGAAGUUGGCCUCAAAGGGCUAAAGGUAGAGGUUGAGCAAAAGGUUGGCACGCCAUUCAUGGCUGAGCAGUUGGAGGAGGUGCUUACAGCUGCUGCAGGGUCCAGACCUGCUAAAACCAAAGAUGGAGACAUGUCUGCAUUUAAUAAACUUGUUAGCAGCAUGAAGGCCAGCGGCACACUUCCAUCCCCCCCUAAAGUAAAUCAAAAUCUCAAUAGCCAGUUGGUUCAUCCUCCAGAGCUGCCUGUACAAAACACAUCACAGAAAAAUCUGCUACAGGAAAUUUUGGGGCCACAGAUUUCUGCCCACUCGUCUUCCCCCAAUAUGCUAAGUGGCUUACUUGGGAGCACUACUGAUCCUUCAGCUCCUGUUCUUAGCCACCGCCCUUCUCCUCCUCUCUUUCCACAGAGGACACCGUCUCCAGACUACUACCCAAUCGGUUUGACCUCCAAUGCUGGAUUUGUUUCAAGUCAACAAGCACUCUUGAGUGAAAACUUCUCAAGCAUGCACCAUCCAGUGAGUCCUCAACAGGUAUCUUUGAGCAUGGACCAGGCAACACUGGAGGCCCUCUCUUUUCAGCAGGACCUGGCAAUGCAUGCAAGACAAAUAUACCAAUCUGGCUACAACAAAAUUCACCCUGAUAAGGCUAGAGAUGGGUUUAGGAAUCGGCCACAGAGGCUCAUCCGAUCUCCUGGACCUGGAGUACACCGGGCCACAGCUAGCUCUCCUGUAAAUUCAGUCACAAGUAUGUUGUCCCCAUCAUUCACACCAACCUCAGUUAUUCGGAAGAUGUAUGAGAGCAAAGAAAAGUGCAAAGAGGAGAGUACUACAGUAAAGUCAUCUCAGAGUACAGAGGAGGGAAGCAGACCUCAAGAUGAUAUUACAGAAAGCGCAGACAGAGGCAACAAGCCUUCCAGCUUCCCUCGCUCUACAUGCUCUACACCCCUGUCUAACCAGAGCCGUUUUACCAAAGAUCAGGAGUACCGUCCACGGUCAGCAGGCAGGAAGACUCCCACAAUUGUGUCUCCAGUACCCAGUGCUUCAUUUCCACGGCCAGUUUGCCCUGUACCUCUUGUACCACAUGUGUCUCUUGUGCGGCCCACACCUCCUUCACUGCACCCUGGAGUUGUACAGCGGAUGUUAACUCAGGGUAUUGCUCCCCAGCAAUUGCCACCAGCAUUAUUACAAGCAGGAAUGUUUCCUCAAAGUGUGGAUCUGUCUCAUUUACAAGGACUCCCCCCACCCCUUAUUAGUCAGCCGUUCUACUCCCUAACUGCAGCUGGACAUCCAUUAUUGAGCCCUAGGCCGGGGGCUCCGUUGCAUCUAGCAAUGAUGCAACAGCGACAUGGUCCCCCAACUCAGGUCCCCAGCAGUUUACCACAGACUCUCCAGCACAGUGCUGCAGCCAGAACUGCCCCGGCUCUUGCUCCACAGAGACACAGUCAAGGAAGUGCCUCACCAGUGGGACUUGCAAAAUGGUUUGGUUCAGAUGUCCUUCAGCAGCCACUGCCCUCUAUGCCAGCAAAGGUCAUUAGUGUGGAUGAACUGGAAUUCAGGCCAUGAAGAAUUGGAAGGAAGGGUGGGAUGAGAUUGGUAACAUUUUCUUUAUGGGUGUGAUUUACUUUUCCCUUUGGUUUAUAUGGCAUGGCUUUGUAAAAUGAUGCCAAAUAGAAAAUACUAAUUCUUUCCCAUCGUAAGCUGUUGUCUGAGCAAGGGCCUAAAAGAAAGUCUCUUUAAGGGUGGACUGUUUAUUUUUGUACUACUGUAGAAUUUAAAUGUUUUUGAGGGUUGAGGGUGGGAAAGAAGGGGUUGGGCUUUUUUGUUUUUUUCCUCCUUGUAGUAAAAUGUAUAGGCCCAUAAUGUACAGACUGUAAAGUAAUUUUUUUCAUCUUGUACAGAAACAUCUAUCAAGGUUUUGGAAAAGUGUAUAUAAAUAUGGGGAGUCUAAGAACUAAAAGUGUCUGGCAGUUGCUGCUUACAGCUUCUUGCUUAACUUUCUCAUGUUGUAAGUACAAAUACCACCUUCUUCCUCUUAUGUAUAUAGUUUUUUUUUUUGUUUUUUUUUUGUAGAUAUUUUUUUUUUUCUUCCCAUUUUGAUUGUGGCGUGUCAAAGCUGUUUACCAUGGGUUUCAAGUAAAAUGGUGGUUUUUCCA